AUGACACCGACUCUUCACAUCACCCAUAUUGGCACUGCCACCGCCAUUUUGAACAUCAAUGGUGUCAACUUCCUUACCGACCCCUUCUUCUCUCCCGCUGGCACCUCAUGGUCCGAUGAGCGUAUCACCCUGACUGUAUCCGAUAGUCCUGCUUUAAACCUCAACCAGUUACCAGUGAUUGACGCGGUACUGUUGAGCCAUGAAGACCAUUUCGACAAUCUGGACGACCUUGGCCGCCAACUACUCAAUGGGCGCCUCGUUUUCACUACCGUCGACGGCGCCAAGAACCUGGCUCCUCGCCCUGCGGUUCAUGGAAUGAAAAAGUGGGAGAGAAUCAACAUCGCCAUCGCUGGGAAAAAGUUUGAAGUGAUUGCUACUCCAACUCAGCACAUUCCAGGAAUGGAGUGCACCGGAUUUAUUAUUACCGGAGAAGACUUCGGUCAUGGUCGGGAUGGCCUACCCAACGCGAUCUACUUCACCGGAGACACAGUCUACAUUGAGGAGCUCAAGGAUAUCGCGAGCAGGUACCAUAUCAAAGCAGCUGUGAUGAAUUUGGGUAAUGCUCAUGCGCCAAACUUUGCGGAUAUGAGUGCUCCUCCGAUUCAGGCUACAAUGGAUGGCAAGUCUGCGGCUAGACUGUUCCGCGAUAUCAAGGCUGAUGUGUUGAUUCCGAUGCAUUAUGAGUCUUGGGGGCAUUUUACUCAAUUUGGAGAAGGGCUGAGACAGGAUUUCGAGGAGGAAGGUAUCAGUGAUAAGAUUUGUUGGCUGAAGCCAGGCGAGAAGGUUACAGUCUUUUAG
Molecule: messenger RNA, 798 nt
Organism: Penicillium maclennaniae
Lineage: Eukaryota; Fungi; Ascomycota; Eurotiomycetes; Eurotiales; Aspergillaceae
Product: MBL fold metallo-hydrolase
Exons: 1
Coding region: 1-798 (265 amino acids)
Source: RefSeq, a predicted model, not a curated record